Molecule: messenger RNA, 261 nt
Organism: Gekko japonicus
Lineage: Eukaryota; Metazoa; Chordata; Lepidosauria; Squamata; Gekkonidae
Gene: GNRH2
Product: gonadotropin releasing hormone 2
Exons: 3
Coding region: 1-261 (86 amino acids)
Biological process (GO): multicellular organism development
Cellular component (GO): extracellular region
Molecular function (GO): hormone activity
Source: RefSeq, a predicted model, not a curated record
AUGGCGUGUCAGAGGUCCCUCCUGCUCCUCCUCUGCGUGAUGAUCGCCCUCACCAUCCACUUGUCCAAAGCUCAGCACUGGUCCCACGGCUGGUACCCUGGAGGGAAGAGGGAGAUCGACCUGCCCCAGAGUCCAGAGGCCUCCGAAGACAUCAAACUCUGCGAUGGGGAAGACUGCACUUACCUGAAGAUCCCGAGAGAUAAAAUUGUGACCACUCUCCUGGCCGACUUGCUAGCAAAGCACCUGCAGAAGAAGAAGUGA